Molecule: messenger RNA, 969 nt
Organism: Symbiodinium necroappetens
Lineage: Eukaryota; Dinophyceae; Suessiales; Symbiodiniaceae
Source: the annotation of a GenBank genome assembly
GCCCAGAUCCUCAAUCUGAUCAAGGACAUCCAGGCCGAGCACGACACCGGCGUGCUGUUCAUCACCCACGACUUCGGGGUGGUCGCCGACAUCGCCGACCGGGUGGUGGUGAUGCAGACCGGCCGGGUGGUGGAGGAGGGGCCGACGGAGCGGCUCCUGCGCGCGCCGCAGCAUGACUACACCCGCAUGCUGAUCUCCUCCGUGCCCAGCCUGACGCCGCAGCACGCCGACCGCGCGGACCGCGGCCAGGUCGUGCUCUCGACCCGCGACCUCAACAAGGUCUACGGCGGCCACGGCUUCUUUCAGAAAAGCCGCGAGGUGCAUGCCGCCAAGGACGUCAACCUGGAGGUGCGCAAGGGCGAGACCCUGGGCAUCGUCGGCGAGUCCGGCUCCGGCAAGUCGACCGUGGCGCGUUGCAUCGUGCGGCUGAUCGACCCCAGCAGCGGGCAGAUCUUCAUCGACGACGACGAAAUCGCCCAGCUUCCCACCCGGCUGCUGCGCCACCACCGGCGCCGCGUCCAGAUCGUCUUCCAGGACCCGUACCGCUCGCUCAACCCGCGCCGCUCGGUCGGGCAGUCGAUCGUCGAGGGGCCGAUGAACUUCGGCCUGUCCAAGCGCGAGGCCUGGGCGCGGGCGCGCGAGCUGAUGAGCCUGGUCGGGCUCGACCCCAAGGCGGUCGACCGCUUCCCGCACCAGUUCUCCGGCGGCCAGCGCCAGCGCAUCUGUAUCGCCCGCGCCCUGGCCAUGGAACCGGAGGUGCUGGUGGCCGACGAGGCGGUCUCGGCGCUCGACGUCUGCGAUUCCGUGGCGGUGAUGCACCGCGGUUUGGUGGUCGAGUACGGGCGGACCGCCGCGCUCUUCGCCAAUCCGCAGCAUGCCUACACCAAGAGCCUGUUCGACGCGGCGCCGGGCCGGCACUGGGACUUCGGCGCCUUCGAGGAGGCCAAGGCGGUCGAGGCGGCAACCUGA